ACUCAACGAAAACCUCUCCAAAGCUUUCCACUUUUCUCUUCUAAUUUUCCACGAGAAAAUGAGUGGUUUCAGUCUCAAAAGGCUAGCACUCACCAUUCUCAUCGCCUUGCUUGCCUGCUCUUCGAGCUUUCAAGCAUGCAGUGCUAGAAAAGCUAUGUACACCCGGCAGCUCAAGACCAUAGGAAAAGGUUAUGAUGGUUAUAAUUAUCAGGACCCCAAAUUGAUGGAUGAAGGAAACGGAGUGACUCCAUUGAAGAAUACUGGUUCUUCCACCUUUAAUGUCUUACACUUUGGUGCCAAAGGUGAUGGGAAGGCUGAUGACACCAAGGCAUUUGAAGCAGCAUGGGCGGCAGCUUGCCAGGUUCGGGGAUCGACGAUGAUGGUUCCAUCUGGGUCUGUGUUCCUCGUUAAACCGAUAACUUUCUCGGGCCCUAACUGCGAACCAAACAUUGUAUUUCAGUUGGAUGGGAAGAUCAUUGCUCCUAGAAGCUCCAGUGCUUGGGGAUCAGGGUUCUAUCAGUGGCUCGAUUUCUCUAAGCUUCAAGGGAUUACGAUACGUGGUAAAGGAACUAUCGAUGGACAAGGCUCAAUCUGGUGGAAUGACUCGACAGAUGAAUCAGAAUCAGAAACUCCGACUGCCGGAGAUUCACUUUAUAGCAGCAAACAGGAUUCGAUAAGUGGUGAACUCAGUGCAAAAAUGCCAAGCACCAAGCCAACAGCUCUCAGGUUCUAUGGGAGUUCUGUUGUGACAGUCACUGGCAUCACAAUUCAAAACAGUCCUCAGACCCACCUCAAGUUUGAUGAUUGCACCGGCGUCCAGGUUUCUGGCGUGACUGUUUCAUCCCCCGGGGACAGCCCCAAUACGGACGGAAUCCACCUACAGAACUCCCAAAAUGUGGUGAUCUAUAGCACAAAUCUAGCUUGUGGAGACGACUGUGUAUCAAUACAGACAGGAUGCUCAAAUAUAUUCGUACACAAUGUGAAUUGUGGACCUGGUCAUGGAAUCAGCAUUGGAGGUCUAGGGAGGGAUAACACCAAAGCCUGCGUAAAAAAUGUCACGGUUCGAGACAUCACAAUGCAGGAUACAAUGACUGGUGUCAGAAUCAAGACAUGGCAGGGCGGUUCUGGCUCAGUGAGUGGGGUCAUGUUCUCAAACAUUCAAGUUUCUAGGGUCAAAACUCCCAUCAUGAUCGAUCAAUUCUACUGUGACAAGAGCAGAUGCCAGAAUGAAACAAAAGCUGUAGCUGUAUCAGACAUAAACUACGUAAACAUAAGGGGUACCUACACGGUAAACCCCGUGCACUUUGCAUGUAGCGACAGCUUGCCAUGCUCAGGUGUGACUCUGACCACCAUACAGCUAAAACCAGCACAAGAAGUCUCCCAAUCGAAUGGACCUUUCUGUUGGGAGACAUAUGGACAGUUGAAAACCAACACCAUCCCUCCAAUAGACUGUUUGCAGAGAGGCAAACCAUCUAAAAACCAACUACAUUCCAAUGGUGAUUCAUGCUGAACUUAGCCAGUGUUAUGAUAGAUAUGAACAUGGACCUGCCAUGAUUUCAAAACAACUAUUCAUGCUAUAGUAGUGUAAUGAAGGUGAUACCUGUCUAUAAAAUCACUGUUUCAUGUAGAACUCUUGUUUCUGAGGAAAACAGCGGUUUCCACUUUCCA
This is a messenger RNA of Vitis vinifera (wine grape), 1668 nucleotides long. RefSeq names its product polygalacturonase. Gene Ontology annotation, molecular function: polygalacturonase activity. Gene Ontology annotation, biological process: carbohydrate metabolic process. Lineage: Eukaryota; Viridiplantae; Streptophyta; Magnoliopsida; Vitales; Vitaceae. The record is from RefSeq and is marked provisional.